AUGCGUGUGCACACCGGCGAAUGUCCCUAUGCAUGCGACUAUCCUGGGUGUGCCAAAGAGUUUACUGCAAGUGGUAGUUUGAAUAGACACAAACUAGUGCACACGGGUGAACGUCCCUAUGCGUGCGACUAUCCUGGUUGUGGCAAAGAGUUUAAUCAAAUAUGUCAUUUGAAACUACACGAACGCGUACACACGGGCGAACGUCCUUAUGCGUGUGACUAUCCUGGGUGUGGCAUGGAGUUUACAGCAAGUGGUAGUUUGAAUAGACACAAACUAGUGCACACGGGUGAACGUCCCUAUGCGUGUGACUAUCCUGGUUGUGGCAAAGAGUUUACUGCAAAUGAUAGUUUGAAUAGACACAAAUUAGUGCACACUGGUGUACGUCCCUAUGCAUGCGACUAUCCUGGUUGUGGCGAAAGGUUUAAUCAAAUAUGUCAUUUGAAACUGCACGAACGCGUACACACGGGCGAACGUCCUUAUGCGUGCGACUAUCCUGAGUGUGGCAUGUAG
This is a messenger RNA of Sphaeroforma arctica JP610, 510 nucleotides long. RefSeq lists its product as hypothetical. The transcript has a single exon. The record is from RefSeq and is a predicted model, not a curated record. Gene Ontology annotation, biological process: regulation of transcription by RNA polymerase II. Gene Ontology annotation, cellular component: PcG protein complex; transcription regulator complex. Lineage: Eukaryota; Ichthyosporea; Ichthyophonida. Gene Ontology annotation, molecular function: DNA-binding transcription factor activity, RNA polymerase II-specific; RNA polymerase II cis-regulatory region sequence-specific DNA binding. The coding region runs from base 1 to 510 and encodes 169 amino acids.